Messenger RNA from Dimorphilus gyrociliatus, 1855 nucleotides. Lineage: Eukaryota; Metazoa; Annelida; Polychaeta; Dinophilidae. The record is from the annotation of a GenBank genome assembly.
AUUAUCGCAAGCACAUGGUCUCUUUGUAGACUUAGAAAAGACGUGCUCCUGCCGAAACAGUUUAUCGAACAUUUAAGUCUAUUUUAAGUACUUUUAAGCAAAAUGAAAGGUAAUAAGAAGAAAGGAAAGAAUAACUCGCUUGUACAACAGGCAUCUACUCCUCAGGCCAAGAAAAACGCAAAAGGGCUUGUUAAGCAAAAUAAAACACCCAAAUCAGAGCCCCAACCAAAAAGGAAAAAGUUAAUGCAAGAAAUUGAUGAAGAGUUGAGUGAUAAUGAUUUCGAACUUUUAAUCCAACAAUUGCGACAAAACGAAGCUAAAAGAGCUGCAAAAAAAAAGAAAGGGGAGAAAGUGUCGGAAUCUGAAGAAUCAGAUGAAGAGGGAUUAGAUGUAGAUGAUAGUGAUAAUCCUGAGAUUGGAUCAGAUGAUUUAGAUAGUGAUGAUUUAAUGGACGAAGACUUUGAUGAAGACAGUGACGAUGAGUUAAGUGAUGAUGAUGAUAGUGUUGACGACGAUGACGAAGAUGAAGAAACAUCACCACCUCCAAAGAAGAAGGCAAAUAAAAAUGACAUAAAGGGAGCUAAACAAGCUGAAAAGAAGAAACUUGAGAAUAAUAAAGGGAAGAAGGAUGUAAAGCAAGAACAAAAAAAGAAUGGAAAAGAACUUAAAACUAAAGCUCAAGUGAGUAAGAAUGUCAAAGAAGCGAAAGUUAAGGUCCAAGAUAAAAAGAAUGCCAAUGAAGUGAAAUCUAAAGUUCAGGAGAAAAAAAAUAGUAAUGAGCAAGGUAAAGGUAAAGGAAAGAAAUCUACUGAAGCAGUUGAAACAGUAAAGGAGCAAGUAAAAAAUGCUGCAAAGUCUCUAAAAAAUGCUGAUAAAAAAGCUGCAGAGGACCAAAAUGACAGAACUUUAUUUGUAAAGAAUCUUCCAAGGAAGGUCACAGACAGUGUUCUUAAAAGUCUUCACCCUGGCAUCGUUAAUGUCCGUCUAAGAUUACAAAUGAAAAAGAAGUCAUGCUAUGCUUUCUUAGAAUUUAAAAACAAAGCAAAUGUUGAAGAGGCAUUUAAAAGUUUAAAAACGAAAGUACUUGAUGGAAAAACUUUAUAUGUUGAUUAUUGCAAUAAUAAGAGUCAAAAACCAGGAAAAACAAAUAAGCAAAAUAUGGCUGUAGAUCCUUUAAAGUUGUAUGUAACGGGAUUCGACAAAAGUACAUCUGAGCAAGACUUAAAGUCUCUUUUCCCAAAAUCUCAUAGAAUUGAUAUACCUAAGAACAAACAAGGAAAGAUAUUGGGAAUGGCCUUUAUACAUUUCAAAACUGAAGCUGAUGCCAAACAACAGCAUGAUUCAGCACAAGGAAAAACUUACAAGGAAAGACAAUUAAUUGUACUAUAUGCUAGAGCCACUAAGAGAAAAGCUGAAACCCAACCUGAUUCACCAACGAAAGAGAAAAAGAAGAAACUCUCAAAGAAAGUAGUUGAAGAGGAAGAUAUUGAAGAUGAUGAUGAUGACGAUGACGAUGAGGAUGACGAUGAGGAUGACGAGGAAGAUGACGAGGAAGAUGACGAGGAUGAUGACGAGGAUGAUGACGAGGACGACGAUGACGAUGAAUCCUUAAUUGACGAUGAAGCUGAUGAGGAUGAUGAUAGCGAGGAUGAUGAUGAUGAUGACGAUAUUGAUGCACAAGAAAUAAUGGGUCAGGUUGAUGAAUUAGGAUCUAGUGAUAGUGAAUAAAACCUAUGUUUUAGGUAACAUUUCUCAAUCUUUUAUUUUCUGUUGGGAUACAUAUUUUAUGUACCUUUAUCGUUUUUUUGUUUGAUAAAAGUGACUAAUAAUAUAGUGUACAAUAAAGCAGAUUUGU